Molecule: messenger RNA, 440 nt
Organism: Kockovaella imperatae
Lineage: Eukaryota; Fungi; Basidiomycota; Tremellomycetes; Tremellales; Cuniculitremaceae
Exons: 1
Source: RefSeq, a predicted model, not a curated record
UCCACUUGUCAAGUCCACCGAUCUCUGAUUCGAUCGUCAUAGCUGUCAUCGUGCAACUCCUUCUCCAAGCUCAUGCGUCUCAAUCUUUCCAUCCUCAAGCGCAGCCUAAUGACAUCUUCAGGAUCAGCAGCCUCGCCCCCCUCCUUGCCCUCGUGCUCCUCUUCUUCCGCUUCCAGCUCCGCAACAUACACGCCAGCCAACUACAAAGCCCAGCGAAAUGAAAUGGGAGUAUUCACCACGCCUCCUUAUUCGACAGCUAUCAAGGCGUUCUGGCGAUACAAAGACAAGGAAGUAGCUGAGAAGAGCGCGAAGGAGAUAUGGCAGAUCUUUGAACGAUACAAGGAGAUGAAGGAUUUCGUAGGGUCAGUCGAACCUAUAUCUUGCACCGUUUUUUCUACUUUGUUGACGUGAUAUGCAGUAUGGACAUUGCCAGGAAGUUC